AUGAAAGGAGCUCUAAUUUGUGUUUGCCUUGCGCUCUUCAUGGCUCUUUAUGGCGCCGAAUAUAUCUGCGAUCCCUUCACCGACAACGAGCCCGACUGCACCAACUCCACCAACCUGAACGUCCCCAUUCGUAACUUCUGGGAUCCUACCCGUUACUGGCUAUGCAACUCCACUAGCUCCCCCGACCCUCAAGUUGUUAAGUGUGAGCGGUUUUUGAAGAAUGGAACUGUGGAUCAAAGUUACCAAGCAUUCGACCCUGAAUCGAAGACGUGCAUCUCCUGGUCCGACUGGACUUGGUCUCCGUACUGUUAA
Messenger RNA from Drosophila takahashii, 312 nucleotides. RefSeq names its product Peritrophin-15a (gene Peritrophin-15a). The record is from RefSeq and is a predicted model, not a curated record. Lineage: Eukaryota; Metazoa; Arthropoda; Insecta; Diptera; Drosophilidae.